GGAGCUCUGUUGUGGCGGUGAGGAAAAGGAAUCUGAGAAGGGUCGGAAGAAAUAUAAAAGCAAAGGCUGUUUUUCUUGCUUUCUUUCUGUUUUUACUUUCUUUCUUUUUCUUUUUCCUUAAGAGCGAGCGGCCCUUGCGGUGGCGGUUUGGGGUGGGCGCCGCCGAGGUGAGGGGGUCUCGCCUCCCGCACGCUGGUAGAUUCUCGGACCCCACCCCAGAUAGUCGGACUCGGGUCUUGGGUGGGACCCAGGAAGCCAAGUGCGUCUCUGGUGGUCAGAAUUCCCAAUGACCUCUUGUGUACCAGCUGUUGGGCAUAUCACUUCCCUGCUGAACGGACUAGACUCAUCUCUAAGGCUCCUUGAAUAUCUGAGUUUCUCCUUUCAGAAUCUACUUGGAAAUAAAAACAGACUGAUUGUUCCAUUAUGGAUGGAGGGGAUGAUGGUAACCUUGUUAUCAAAAAGAGGUUUGUGUCUGAGGCAGAAUUAGAUGAACGGCGCAAAAGGAGGCAAGAAGAAUGGGAGAAAGUUCGAAAACCUGAAGAUCCAGAAGAAUGCCCAGAGGAGGUUUAUGACCCUCGGUCUCUAUAUGAAAGGCUACAGGAACAGAAAGAUAGGAAGCAGCAGGAGUAUGAAGAACAGUUCAAAUUCAAGAACAUGGUAAGAGGCUUAGACGAAGAUGAGACCAACUUCCUUGAUGAGGUUUCUCGGCAGCAGGAACUAAUAGAAAAGCAGCGAAGAGAAGAAGAACUGAAAGAACUGAAGGAAUACAGAAGUAAUCUCAACAAGGUUGGAAUUUCUCAAGACAACAAAAAGGAAGUGGAGAAGAAAGUGGCUGUGAAACCCACAGAAACCAAGACCAAGUUCUCCCAGGCAAAGCUGUUGGCAGGAGCUGUGAAGCAUAAGAGCUCAGAGAGUGGCAACAGUUUGAAAAGACUGAAAUCGGACCCUGACCCAGAUGACAAGAAUCAAGAAGCCCCGUCCUGCGUGUCUCUUGGAAGCACAUCUCUGAGUGGUCCCUCCAUCCACUGCCCCUCCGCUGCCGUCUGUAUCGGCAUCCUCCCAGGUUUGGGCGCCUACUCUGGGAGCAGCGACUCUGAGUCCAGCUCAGACAGCGAAGGCACCAUCAAUGCCACCGGCAAGAUCGUCUCCUCCAUCUUCCGAACCAACACCUUCCUCGAGGCCCCCUAGUUCCUCUGUUCUUACCGCAGGGAGCUCCUCCCCAAGAGUAGACUGGACAGUUUAUUCUGCCUGCAGGCAUUGCCUCCCACAGAAAAGUCCUUUGCCUGCUCCCUGUGCACACCAUGACGUUUUUAACCUCAUCUAAAAAUGUCCAGAAUCCACUUGUGGCCCGACUUGUGUUUGUUUUCUCUUUCUACUCCAGUACAGAUGCCCAAACCUGUCUCACGGCUUCUGUCCUCACUGAUUUAGUAGGGCCCAGCAGAAAUUCCACUAAAAAUGCCCUGGGAAGAUAGGUACCAAGCAGCUUGCAAAGGGUUUGGGUUCUGUUGCUUUCUUGUUUUUUUGUUUUUUGUUUCUUUUUUUUUCCUUUCCCAACACCACAAAGAAGCAAGGACAGUUAUUGAACGGGUAUCAUUUAAACAUUCUAUUCUAGACGAAGGCGCCGUUUGACUAUACUGUGUUGUGGGGUGUGCAGGCGGGAGAGGAGGUCCCAGGUGAUGGAAUGGCGCACUGCCCUGGAACUAACCUAUUCUUGAUGUUGUGUGACUAAGUAAAGGUUCUAAACUACAUCCGCAGGGGGUGUCACUUAACACUCAUCGUUCAUUGUGAAGUUUUCCCUUACCCUUGGCUAUUCCUUCUCCCUCCACCUAAUCCCAUUUAAGACACUAAACCUUAAAGAAACAAACAUAGGCCUUAUUUUGUUGUAGCCAGAAAUCAGAAGUGCUGGUAGGUGUGUGGACGAGGUAACUUAUUUCUGGCAGCUCCUGGAAUUCUAAUAUUGCAAGCCAGUGCGACCCACCUGCAUAUUCUAGCUACAACCUGUUGAGGCCCCUCUC
Molecule: messenger RNA, 2015 nt
Organism: Eubalaena glacialis (North Atlantic right whale)
Lineage: Eukaryota; Metazoa; Chordata; Mammalia; Artiodactyla; Balaenidae
Gene: PSME3IP1
Product: proteasome activator subunit 3 interacting protein 1
Exons: 9
Coding region: 424-1188 (254 amino acids)
Cellular component (GO): nucleus
Source: RefSeq, a predicted model, not a curated record